This is a messenger RNA of Boeremia exigua, 1176 nucleotides long. RefSeq names its product rhamnogalacturonan acetylesterase. Bases 159 to 935 code for a protein of 258 amino acids. Lineage: Eukaryota; Fungi; Ascomycota; Dothideomycetes; Pleosporales; Didymellaceae. The transcript is spliced from 2 exons. Gene Ontology annotation, molecular function: hydrolase activity. The record is from RefSeq and is a predicted model, not a curated record.
CAUAGCGGAGGCAUGACCUGGUAUGGUGCCCUUUCGCCCGAAAGCUAAGGGUUUGUAUAAAUACAACUGCACAACUGCCUGCAUCUCCUCGAUAUUCCGGUAACUGGGAAUCAUCGAAAUCACUGACAUCGCGUGUCCCGCAAUCAUUCCUUCUCACCAUGAAGCUUUUCGCAAUUCUUACCACAGUCGUCGCUGCGGUCUCAGCCGCGCCGGCAGCGGCGGCGGCAACCCCCAAAGUUCUCAUUUGCUCUGAUAGCACAACAGCAAACUACGCUGAAGGAUCGGUUCUGCAAGGCUGGGGUUAUUACCUCAAAAACUAUCUGACCAUCGGCGUGAGCAAUCUCGCAGUGAACGGCCGAUCCACUCGAUCUUUCAUCAACGAAGGGAAAUGGAAAUCUCUCCUAGCCUCGACAAAUGCUGGCGACUUUGUCAUCAUCGAGAUGGGCCACAACGAUGACACCGAUCCAACGACUGACACGAAAGACCGCGGCACUCUCUCUGGCAGCGGCGAAGAAACUGUCGUAGUGACCACAUCAACAGGCGCCAAAGAGACAGUCCACACUUUCGGCUGGUAUCUCCGCAAGAUGAUCGCAGACGUGAAAGCCAAGAACGCAACACCCAUCAUUUCAGGCAUGGUCCCAAGAAACAGCUGGAAAGGCACCACCUUCAAGGCUGACUGGCCCUUCGCCACCACCGCCAAAGAGGUUGCGCAGAAGGCUGGCGUGCAGUAUGUCGACCACACCAAGUACUCGGUCGCUGCGUUCCAGGCCCUGGGUUCAACUAAGACUAAGACAUACUUCCCUAAUGACAACACGCACACGAAUCCGGCUGGCGCGCAGAUCAACACUAAGACGUUCGCGCAAUCUGUCAAGUGUGGAAGCAAGAUCACUCUCGCUUCUUACCUCAAUGCGGAUGGUAAAGCUGUCUCCUGUUAAGUAAGCCAGAGGUAGUGACGGGAAGCUUCGCAACGGUGUAGGAAGCUCUCUAACAUUGAAAUUACUAUUUUACUUUGUGGUUUCAUAGUUUGUCGAUUUCUUUGACAACGUUUCUGCCUCGCGACGUGAUCACUCUCUACUCUUUCUCCAAAACUGUUGCGUUCAUUGCGGUGGCUAUAAGGAGAAUGUUGGUACAAAAGAACCUACUAGUGCUAAUCUCUAUCAGCAGGCGACAUUAAAG